Molecule: messenger RNA, 1470 nt
Organism: Botrytis fragariae
Lineage: Eukaryota; Fungi; Ascomycota; Leotiomycetes; Helotiales; Sclerotiniaceae
Product: putative glutamate-rich wd repeat containing protein 1 protein
Exons: 2
Coding region: 1-1470 (489 amino acids)
Molecular function (GO): protein binding
Source: RefSeq, a predicted model, not a curated record
AUGUCGAAACGUCCAGCUGAAGAUGAGAACAUGGAUCUGUCCUUGAAGGCAGGAGAGAGGCCAGAAAAGCCAGAAUUGGAUGAUGGGGUGGGAGAGUUCGAAGACGAAUUCGAAGAUGAAUAUGAGAGCGAAGAUGAGAUUUUGGAGGCAGGUGUUGAUGGAAGACCUGACGCCGAGAGAGAGGCUGAAGAAGCAGAGGCCAUGGAAGUCGAUCAACAAACUUUCAUAGUUGGUAGGAAUAAACUGGAACCAGGACAGACAUUAUCCCCUGAUCUUACUACAUACGAAAUGCUUCACGCUCUUAGUACCCCUUGGCCUUGUCUUUCUUUCGAUAUACUUAAGGAUGGUUUGGGCGACAAUCGAAAAACAUACCCUGCUACUAUGUAUGCAGUUGCAGGAACACAAGCUGAACAUAAACGGGAAAAGGAAAAUCAAUUGAUGGUUAUGAAGUUUAGUGGAUUGAGUAGAAUGGAGAGAGAACAGGGUGAAGACGAAUCUGAUGAAGAUGAAGAUGAAGACUCGGAUCCUAUCCUUGAAUCGGCUUCGAUACCUCUCACUGCUACAACAAACAGAAUACGUUCGCAUCAAAUACCCGCUUCAGACUCUUCGCGGCCUCCAACUACCCUUACCGCUUCAAUGAGCGAAUCUGGCCAGGUUCUCAUUCACGAUAUUACUCCUCAUCUAUCCUCUUUUGAUACCCCAGGCACUGUUAUCACUCCGCAACAAAAUAAAGCUUUAGCUACUCUUAAAAUGCACAAAUCGGAAGGCUAUGCCGUUGAUUGGUCGCCUUUGAUAUCUACUGGAAAGUUGGUGACAGGAGAUAACGAUGGCAAAAUUUACGUCUCUACAAGAACUGCUGGGGAGAGUUGGUCAGCCGAUGCACGCCCAUUCACAGGCCAUACUGGAAGUAUCGAGGAAUUGCAAUGGAGUCCUUCGGAAAAGAACGUUUUCGCAUCCGCGUCCAGCGAUGGAACAAUCAAAGUCUGGGACAUCCGAAGUAAAUCUCGAACCGCAGCACUUACAGUUCAGGUUUCCGAAACAGAUGUAAACGUCAUGUCCUGGUCACACCAAACUUCUCAUCUUCUUGCCUCCGGCGCCGACGACGGAGUCUGGGCAGUUUGGGAUCUACGAAAUUGGAAAGCUUCAAAGACUUCUGAACCGUCUAAACCGUCUCCAGUCGCUUCUUUCAAUUUCCACAAAGAGCAAAUUACAAGUGUAGAAUGGCAUCCUACUGAUGACAGCAUUGUUGCGGUUGCAGCUGGUGAUGACACACUAACGCUGUGGGAUUUGGCAGUCGAGUUGGAUGAUGAGGAAAGUAAGGACACUGGUGGAGUUAAUGACGUUCCUCCACAAUUGCUAUUUGUGCAUUAUAUGGCGAAGGUUAAGGAGUGUCAUUGGCAUCCACAGAUUCCAGGAGCACUUGUGGGAACUGGAGAGAACUUCAACGUUUUUAAGACGAUUAGUGUUUAA